Messenger RNA from Aedes albopictus (Asian tiger mosquito), 4099 nucleotides. RefSeq lists its product as uncharacterized. Bases 1719 to 3143 code for a protein of 474 amino acids. Gene Ontology annotation, biological process: motor neuron axon guidance. The transcript is spliced from 7 exons. The record is from RefSeq and is a predicted model, not a curated record. Lineage: Eukaryota; Metazoa; Arthropoda; Insecta; Diptera; Culicidae.
GACGGAUUCCGAAACAAGCUCCGAACCAAUUAACCCCCAAUAAACCAUCCGACGCGACGACCACCCGACGACCAACCGCCGACGACGACGAUGACGACGGAAGCAGCUGGCUGGUGGCUGCAACUGUCGCAAUUCAGUCGCUCGUCGAAUCGGUCCGGAUGCGGUCGUGAGUUUUUCGUGAGCGCGUGGUUUCUGCGGUUUUUCCCCCCUAGCGCGGGUGACGGGUGACAGCUUUUGAUGAGUUUUCGAUUUUUUCCUGCUGGCUGCUGUCCUGACCAUCUGCUCUUGCUGUUGAUGAUGAUCGUUCUCCGUUGAUUGAGGAGGAGAGUGAAAGGAGCGCAAGAGUGUCAUUACUGACGAAGAUGACGACGACAACGACGAGUACUGCCACCACGGUGAAGUCGACGCCGAUUGCGACGUGAUGUUUGGAUAUUUUGGCCGCUGUGCGGAUAGUGUUCUGGCAGGGGCUCUGUUGCUUUUUGCCACCAGAAAAGGGUGAAUUCAGGCUGAAAGAAGUGAAUCCUUUUCGGCUCGGCGCGCGCGUGUUUGUGCGGGGGAGUUCAAGUGGAGGAGGCUCUGUGACAUAACCAAUUCCGAGAAGAAGGAUGUUAUUUUCUGGGCUGUUCUGACUUUCAUGGCGUCGGAGGAGAGAGAGUGAAGAAAAGGAAAAAAAGUGGUCGUUCAAAAGGAAUGUUUUUCUUUCUAUUCGUUUGACGAGAGAAUACAUCCAGGGGUAUUCAUAUCAUCGGCUUAAGGGAAACGUGACCUCUCGAACCCUCAUAGUUGGCUGGCUGGUGGUGAUUGUGCUCGGGCUCUGUUGUUCCUCGAGAGGAAAGUGCAAAAGUUCGAGCCUGAUGGGAAUUGAUAACAGCGAAAACGAGAAAAGCCCAAAAAGGCAAAACCUCUAGCUGUAGAGAAAGGAAACCUCCGGUCGGGUUUGUCGGCGAAGGAAGUAAGACAACAGCCAGCGAAGAGUGCCCUUGAAGAAGAGUGCUGAGCCGAAACAAAGUGGAAUGAGGAUGCAGUGAAAAGCAAAGUGAAAGGGCAAAAGCGUGAAGCGAAAAUUGAAAAGUUUACCCGAGUGUUGCUAAUUUGGGAUUUGUGUGAUUGUUUACAGAAAGUCGAGGAAAAGCGGGGCUGGGAAAAGAAGUGUAACGCGAAAAAAGUUUCUCCUCGAGAGAUUGAUGAAGAUGAGUGUGAGAAUUUGAAGAAAAAAAAAGACGAAGUAAGCUCCAGAGGAAAGGAGCAGCCGGCGUGGCGGGUUGGCGCUUGGCCAGAUUCGACUCGGAAGUGGAAAGUUCAGUGAAGCGAGUAGCGAAGGAGCAUCAGCAGCAGAAGCAAAGGCGUCCAAUCCAGAAUACCGUACACAAUUGAAGUGAACUGCACCGUUCUGGAAGUGUACCUAACUGCCAAUUCCAUUUAGAGCUAACUUUCUCGAUUCUCACUAAUCGCAAACAAUGGAAAUUGCAAAAUGGCUCAUCAUCAUCGUCGGGGGAGGAGGAUGAUGAUGAUGAUUACAACCGUUCUUUCUCCCGUCAAAAGCCAUGCUUGCCAUCGAGAAAACACCACCCCGAAUGUGUGAAUCCGUUUCGUCGUUUUCCUAAGUGUCGUUAAAGUGAGCGAGAAAGGGAAAUUUACCCAAAAUCACGGACCCAGCUCACAUCCUCCCGGACGGAGGGCGCCCAACAGGAGCCGAGAGACACAAUUCGGCCGCAAAAAUGCUAAUCAAGGCCAACAUUUGGAUGUACGUGUUUCAACUGGUCGUGAUGAAAGUUUCCUACAGCGUCCACGGGCUGGAUAGCGUGCACGUGCGGGUCCCGCUGGCGGUAACGGUCGGUAGCCCCGCGGUGCUGAUUUGCGAAAGCGACCUCCCGGACGAGGACCUCUACUCGGUCAAGUGGUACAAGGGGAAGCACGAGUUCUUCCGCUACACCUCCAAGGAAAUCCCAUCGAUCAAGAUCUUUCCCAAGGCCGGGAUCAACAUCAAUGUUGACCACUGUAACGCAAGUCACGUAGUACUGCGAAGCGUAGAACCGCACACCAGUGGGAAAUACAGCUGCGAGAUAACGGAAGCAGCACCCUCGUUUCACACUAAGAUAGUCACUAGAGAUUUAAAUGUAGUAGAUUUACCGAAAAGUGAUCCCCACAUCGUGGACAUGAAGCCGUUCUACGGUGCCGACGAGUUUCUCGAGGUCGAAUGCAUAUCAAACGAAUCACUGCCAGCGGCCCGGCUCGAAUGGCUCAUCAACGAUCGGCCGCUCGGCAAAAUCCAGCCUCCGUCCCGGCUGGAGUUCGUCACGUUGUUGCCGGCCUCGCACAGUAACAGUAGCAGUAGCAGUACCGUGGGAGGUACCCCGAGUAAAAAAUCCACCAAGUCUUCCCUACGCCAAAAGCAGUCGUCGUCGCCAGCGGUUCACAACGAGUCGGACGAUGGCGAAGAAGCUGGAUCGGUGCCGUUGGACAACAAUGCCCUGCAGUACCACUCGCCGGAGUUUACGGUACCGGUGGCGGCUGCCGUGGUGGCUUCGGCAGCUGCCCUUUCGCUAACGACGGCCAGUUCGCAGAUUCUGGCGUCCGCGCCGGCGUUACCUUCGCCAUCGGCCGUGUACUCCACGGUACCGUCGUCGUCGAAAAAGUCUGCGUCCGCGGGUGGCAAGAAGGGACAGGCCGUGGCACGGUACGAAACGGCCAUUUCCCGGCUAAAGCUGCUGCUGGGGCACGAACACUUCGACAAAGGGAAGAUUAAGGUGAAAUGCACCGCCCGGAUAUUCGACCUGUACGAACGGUCAGCCCAGCAGACGGCGGACGAGAACUAUCCCCAGGUGCGGGUGCUCUCCAACAGCGACAACGGAGUGCACUUCUCCUUCAUGAGCGAUAAGGACGAAGCGUCCUCUGGAUCGGCAUCGUUCCACCAGCACCACCACCCCCUGCUGCGACCACUCUUCUGGCCGGGAUCCUGGAUCCGGGCAGUGUGCCGAUUGCUGCUCGGCAGUAGCCCUUCACCGUACCAAGACACUGGCCAAUUCCCAGCGUCGAUGGUUUCAUCACUCUCAGUGGCGGCAUUGGCAGCAACCGUAUCGAGCUACUUGCGAAAGCCAUCCUCGCUGUUGCUACUGACGGUUCUGCUGGUGUUCGCUUCCUAACGCUGCUAUCGAACCGGCCGGCGUCAUAAGUUGGCAGCGCUGUGAGUGCAACAGCAGCAGAAGCAGCGUCAUGUGUACAGUCGAUGUGAGGUUAUGUUUAUGUUGUUCAGCGCAGUGCUUCUUUUCCAGAAUGCCAAUGUCCCUUUGGCGAGUGUUGGGAUGGAAAGGGACGAUGGAAUGCUGGGCGUUGGGUUUUCCGAUAGGGUGAGGCGAAUCGUACGGGUUAUUCCAUUACAACGCAUCCCACAGGGUAUUGGACAAUGUCAGCAACCGAACGGUCAAACCCACCCUAACGAAGGGUAUCAGCAUUCCGUUCUGAUUUACGUUCGGAGAAGCUUAGUUGUGUAAAUUCGUGGAUAGCUUAGUCGACAAGUAAAACGCUAUUUUUUGUAUUCAAAGCUAGCUGCACGCUGCAGCGUAAGAGUCUAAUGGUAGUUAUAUGAUUAAAUAAAUUGAAAUAGUUGGAAUAAGAUCACAUAGUCGAUAAUUGAAACACUAGAACAAUACCACUCUUUAGAAAAGGCAGAGAGCGAUGGAAGAUGAUGUGUGAUACAUCACACCCCAGGAGAACGAAUUGUGAACUGAGAUUAAAAACAGAUUGCAUCGAAGCAAAUGAUGGUUGUACAGCAAAUUAUCCUUCAAAAUCACUCCCAGAAUAUGCAAAGCAUGACACUCCUAAGACAGAACUGAAUUACAGAAUGUUCAGAGAGAAAAAAUAAACAACAUCGGAAGAAAGUCCCUAAUCCAUACAAUCUCACAAUCUAUACAUUGUAUAUUCGGAAGUGAUAAAAUAUAGCGGUCCUUUCAGAAAAAAUGAAAUGUGAUCGCCGGAAGAUACAAGAAAUGCUAAGGCGCUUCUAAAUAUGGUGUCGUGAAAAACGAAGAGAAGAAUAGUAUGUUGUAUAUUGAAAAAGUCUAUUGAAAAAUAUAAGAAACGAAAUCUUCAGUAAGUUUUA